AUGUCUAACACGUUGGUAGUACACACUGGCGACGAGGUUCCAUUGGUUGAUGUCAAUGUGAUCCCAGUUAAAAUCGGCUACAACGGUCCUGCCAAUGUAAACUCACACUUCACCCCAUCCAAACAUGGAUCAGAUGCUCAAUACAAAGCGUGUUUCCACGGGAGACAGCUUGUCGGCGAAGAGAAGUGUAUCAAAGAUUAUGACGCGUAUGUGUUCCAUAGAUCCGAGACUUUGAUUAGACGUGUCGAUGGUGAUGAUGGUGAUGAGUAUAGUGAUCAUAUUGUGGACCACCAGACAGUAAACACAUACUCAUCAGUUGCUAAAGUUAAUAAAUAUAUAGUGUAUGGACAUGACUCGCUUUCUUCUGAUGUCAAUUGGAAUAAGGUGGGUGAAUGGAUAGCUCCAAUGGAUGGUCUCUUUGUUGAUGAUGACCACGACUACGAUAAAGCUGAUCUAUUCGACGUUAGGGAACUAAACGACGAGUGUAUACAAUACAGUGAAGGUGAAGCUGCUGCUGAUGAUGACGAAUACAGUGAAGGUCAAGCUGCUGCUGUUGAUGACGAAUACAGUGAAGGUGAAGCUGCUGAUGAUGACGACGCUGAUUCUGAGGAGACGGAUUCAGAUAUGGAACAUGUCCCCCUUGAGCCGCAAUCGUACCUGAUUACUAUCGGCAAUGGACGUACGGAAACAGACAAGAUCAAGACCCGGAAGGUGAACCGGACCAAACGUUUGGCCAUCCAUAACAUGGGGAUGAUUGCUUAUUUGGUUAUGGCUUGGAAGAGAAACCAACUCAUUCAGUCCAAAAGAGUGUUGAAGGUUUUGAAACGACUAGUCCCUAAACUGUUGAUGGCAGACCAUAUUAAACCAUUUAAGAAACUACUUGUGGCUCCAAAGAACCCUCAAGACAGUAAUGCCGAUACAAGACUCAUCUAUAUACUAAAGUACUUGAUCAAAUGGUUUCAGUUGAACUAUCAAGUUGACUCCAAUGGUCUCAGAGUACUAGGGUAUGUUCCCGACAGUAGUGGUCCCGAUAGUUCUGACCCCAAAGACUUCUUCCCUCCACCUCCAAAGACCCGAAUUGGCUCGGUUUCAGACUUCCUUCGAGUUAUUAAACGAUUUAAACAUAACAGGGAUACAGGUUCGCUUAUAUUCACGGGGAUACUACGAGCAUUGGGGUUUGAAGCUCGAAUGGUGUUCUCGGUGCCGUUGUUAUCACCAUCAAGUACUGCUGGUUCCACCCAGCCUAAGAAUGACCUUCAGUUACUACGUACAAACAAGGACAACGACUUGCUCUAUCCGUACUUCUGGACAGAGGUCGUUAAUCCUUUGAACCCAAAUGAAAUUUUGGUUCUUGAGCCUAUUUGCUUUCAUGAGCAACACAAGCAGUUGCUAAGGAACAGAAGAAUAACAGGAAGCACUUAUUCAUUCCGUAAAGAUAUGGAUUACAUUGACUUCUUUAAUCCGUGUCAAAGAAACCCAUUGAACAUCAUGCCUCCUUCACAAUAUGUUGCUUCUAUUGACUCCAAGGGGUUAAUACUCGAUGUAAGUCCACGAUACAUGACUGACGUGGCCUAUAGAUAUUUCGGUAGAUUGGACUUACGUUCUGAUACCGGAAGAUCGACUCUUCUAUUUCAAACUGUCUUGAGACGACUCAAUGGCGGGGUAGUCUAUAAUGAAUGGGAUAACAAGGAGCUAGAUACAUUACGAAAUAUAGCUUUUGCAAACUUAACCUUGCCCAAAUCCUUAUCCGGACUAAGAAGAAACCCCAACAUCGUCACUAAGCAGACUCUACGGUAUAAUGAAGCGUUGAGGGACAAGUCCCGGAGUUUGACCAAGAUUAAGUUGAAGGAUGGAUAUAAAGUCAAGGUAUAUCUAGGUAAGCAAGUUCUCUAUGGUCGGACAGAAUAUCAAUGGAAACUUCUUGCCAGAUCCGUUCGACCGGAUCAAAUAGAACACCCAAUUAAAUCAAAGAAUAACCUUUCCAGAACUAUAAAGAGAAAGAAAUUGGACGGCCUCUUGAGUCCAUUAUAUAACUUUGAGCAAACAUGUCCUUACAUCAAGCAAGAAGUUUGUAAUGGAAAGAUCCCUCGGAAUCAGUAUGGUAACAUUGAGAUCUUCAAUUCAGUAAUGAUCCCCACUGAUUGUACUUGGGUGAAAUGGACAUAUGUUGAACGGAUUCUUGGCUCAUAUAACAAAAAGAAGAAGGAGAACGCUACCAAUCCUCUUAUAGAAUAUGUCCCAGUGGUAGUAGGGUUUGACUUUAAAUCCAAACCGGGACAUGCUAUUCCUAUUAGGCAUGGUGUUCUAGUGCUCAGUACUCAAUUGUUUUUGGUUAAGCAUAUUUGGUUCAGUGGUAAGUUGAUGAUAGACAGGCACAACAUUCGACUUAAGAAGAUGAACAGUUUGAAUCAUUGGAGAACGUUGUUGAGUCAAAUCAGGAUCAAAAAGCGUUUAGAUCUUCAAUACGGGACAAUUCAGCAAUGGCAGCAUUAG
Lizanozyma spartinae is the source of this 2493-nucleotide messenger RNA. RefSeq lists its product as uncharacterized. The record is from RefSeq and is a predicted model, not a curated record. NCBI's taxonomy places the organism in Eukaryota, Fungi, Ascomycota, Pichiomycetes, Serinales, Debaryomycetaceae. Gene Ontology annotation, molecular function: single-stranded DNA binding; damaged DNA binding. Gene Ontology annotation, biological process: mismatch repair; RNA catabolic process; nucleotide-excision repair. Gene Ontology annotation, cellular component: cytoplasm; nucleus; ribonuclease H2 complex. The coding region runs from base 1 to 2493 and encodes 830 amino acids. The transcript has 2 exons.